Brienomyrus brachyistius is the source of this 2409-nucleotide messenger RNA. RefSeq names its product cell cycle checkpoint control protein RAD9A-like. Gene Ontology annotation, biological process: DNA repair; mitotic intra-S DNA damage checkpoint signaling; cellular response to ionizing radiation. Gene Ontology annotation, cellular component: checkpoint clamp complex. NCBI's taxonomy places the organism in Eukaryota, Metazoa, Chordata, Actinopteri, Osteoglossiformes, Mormyridae. The record is from RefSeq and is a predicted model, not a curated record. Bases 829 to 2031 code for a protein of 400 amino acids. The transcript is spliced from 11 exons.
GAAGAAGAACCGCGUCGUGACGUUUUUGAAGUUCGCCGAGCAGUGAGUUUACUUCUUUGGAUCUUCUCGGUUCGGUGAUCGGGGCAUAUAGAUCUGUGGUGGGGCUUGGUGUCGGAAAACCCGGAAUUUGGAUAUUUUCAUUAACUGACCAACUACAUGUUAGUUGCCCGGAAACAGCCUUUGCUACACAUGGCUAGGCGAACAAGCUGGUACGCGCUAACUGUGAAGAUGAACGGAAAUGUAGUUGUCUGUCCAAAAUUAUUUAAUUUGCCCUCACACGUGUGCAAUUCACACAUUUAUAUGUAUUAACUAACUAGGUAUUCAUUAGAUUAAUUUUUGUUUUAUGUUAUCCGGCAGUGUAAGCUGCAGUGGAAAUUGCAUGCAUCUAACAGGUUUGGUAAUAGUGUUUUCUUUUUACGUUUUCAGUGUAAACAAAGACAAGUGAUUUCUGAUAACUAUAUUAACUUUGUACAGUAAGUUAUGAACUAAUUUGCCAUAAAUGGAAUGGUAGGAUGUCCGUUCAAAUCCCCUUACAGUGCUGAAUUGUUCCACCCUACCCACGUGACCAAUCCAUAUACCAGAGCUGUCAUUUUUUCCAGGGUCAUCCUUAUCAACUCCCUUCUCAUCUUCAGUGGGACUGCUGAGGGAUAAAAAAAAAAAGCGCCGUUUAGUAUGGGUUCAAAAUAAUACAUACUUUUUGACUUUGUUUUUUCGCUUUGGGAGGUUUGUUGUUUUUCGCAACAGUGACAGCGUGAUUUAUGCCGACAUUUAGAUAUACAACAAAAUACGCUGCUGCAGUGACCUUGAGAACGGUGCCUCACAUACGCAAUGGACUGCAUCUUGAUAGGAAGCAACGUGAAAGUGCUGGCAAAAGCUGUCCAGUCGCUAUCCAAGCUCGGAGAGGAGCUGUACUUGGAGCCUCAGGAAAAUGGGCUGGCUCUCCGCACCGUUAACUCGUCGCGGUCGGCGUACGCCUGCUUCCUCUUCUCUCCACUCUUCUUCCAGAAAUACACCCCCCCGAAAAGCUCGACUCAGCGCUGCAAGAUGGUCAUCAAGUCUGUGCAGGCUGUGUUCAAGUCCCUCUCCUCCCUGGAGAAGACGGUGGAAAAGUGUCAUAUCGAGCUGGACAUCGAGAAGAGCCGCCUGACCUUCACCCUGCACUGCAAACACGGGUUGCUGAAGACGCACAACCUCUCAUUCCAGGACAGCGAGAGCCUGCAGGCCGUGUUCGACAAAGAGAGCUGUGCCAACGCACUCACCGCCCAGCCCAAGCUACUGGUGGAUACAGUGCUUCACUUCCCUCCAUCUCUGGAAGAAGUGCGUGUGUCCGUGAAUGACGAGAGAGUGUUGUUUAGGAAUCACGUCGAGGACGAAGCAGAACAGUCCAGAGCCAUGAUGACAGAGUUGUGCCUCAGCGCAGAAGAGUUUGACAGAUUCGCUGUGAACAUGCACACAUGCAUCACUUUCUGUCUCAAGGAGCUGAGGGGGCUGCUGGUGUUUGCAGAGUCCUCUGGUCUCCCUGUCUCCAUGUACUUCGAUGAGCCUGGCAGGCCUCUGGUAUUUAGCCUCACAGAUGAUAGCGUUUUGGAGGUAAACUUCGUGCUGGCCACCCUGUCUGAGGAAGGUCAGCCUCAGAAUCACAACAGCGAUAUGAGACGAGUUUCAGAGCCACCAAUAACGGACGACUUCAUGAACGAUGACAUCGAUUACAUCAUUGCCAUGGAGACCAGCGAGCUCGCCGGAGACUCCGAUUGGCCGGAGCCGCCUCGGCACGCUGUGACUCCGCCUCAGCUCCACGUAGCCGACGGAGACCAGCACGAGUCCAGAGGAGAGCGUGCGGAUGAGGAUGGGCGGCAGGGAGAAGAGGAGACAACAGUGGAGGAAUCUGGCCGACCACCCAAUAAGAAGUUCCGCUCCCUCUUCUUUGGCUCGGUGCUGCCUACCCCCUCCCAGACGUCCAACAGGACACUGCAGAGCCAGGAGAUCUUGGCCAGCGACAGUGAGGACGAGGACAGCCCCCCGUCACCAUGACGUCACUUCCUCCACAGUGAUCAGGACACGUAGGCGGCCCGUGGGCUGCCAGGCGGCAGGGUCUGUGACAGUGGCAAAGCCUGUGCUGACUGAUCUGCUUUUGGAGGGAACGCUGCAGUGUCAAGGAACAUCUCCUGCAGGUGGACGGGCUUUGAAGGCGACUGUGCCAAAGCACCUUCUGCUGAGACCUCAAAGGACAGAUUUGCGACAUGUACACACCGAGUAUAAUUUAUUUCUCUACCGAGAAAAAAUGACCACCAUGAUGUUGGCGUAAAGAUAUUACAAAAAAUAAAUAAGGAAAAUAUCUGAAAUUUUGUACGUUUUAUAAUGGAUUCUAGAUAUUAGGACAAAUGCAAGAUUAAAGUUCUGUUUUCUAGA